Mya arenaria is the source of this 789-nucleotide messenger RNA. RefSeq lists its product as uncharacterized. The record is from RefSeq and is a predicted model, not a curated record. The coding region runs from base 109 to 450 and encodes 113 amino acids. NCBI's taxonomy places the organism in Eukaryota, Metazoa, Mollusca, Bivalvia, Myida, Myidae. The transcript has 4 exons.
UGGAUUGAUGAUGUUAUGAUUCGAUUUACGUUUUUGAUCUUGAGCGAAACGUUGGCUGUUUAUCAUUGAGAGCUUUAUUCUAAAGAAUAAGGAUACUUAUUUGUGAAUAUGGAGAUUUCUCAACUUACUGUGUUUCUGUGUUUAAUAUACUAUUGUACAGCCGGCGGAGUGUUUAACACUUGUUUGGUUUCUUCGGUUGACCAGAACGGACAUCCUACCCAAUGCGGUGGAAUUGUGGGAGCACGGUGCCCUUCCGACACUGAUGACUGUCCGUAUCUCCCGAAUUCCGACUUUGGCAACUGCUGUGUCGGGUGUGGUCCCAACGUUUCCCAACCCACGCAGAAAUGCCGGAAUAGUAGGAGCUGCGGCAGACGCGGGCGCUGUGUUAAGGCAAUAAAUAACCAGAUUGGUCUAGGCGUCUGUUGCCCAUCUCGACCUGGCGGCUACUAAAACAGACCAAUGCCGCUGACCAAGUCGCCAUCGGAAGCUGACGUUUUCUUUUCCUUAAACUGUUUUCCUGUAUGUUUGUUUCCCUAUUACGCCACAGGAAUGUUUAAUCAACAAAUAUGAAGAACUGUUUUGUAAUUGAUACGACUAUAUAAAUAUACGCGUAUGCGUAAAUGAAAGAAGUUGAUUAAAAGUGUUGAUCUGAAAGAAAAAAAAAACAGUAAUAAGUGUAUUAAUUUAGCGGAAGUACCCUCGACGGGGUAUGUAUAUGACAUUUUGAUAUCUCUUGUCGCUUAUGGAGACACGCAUAUUUUACAGACAAGAAGAUGAUAAAAAGUAAAG